GUAUAUCACAUCCACCACUUUCCCAUGUCCACAGAGCCAGUUAUCUCAUCAUAGAAGGCAAUUUGGUUGGUCAGGCAUGACUUGCCCUUGGUGAAUACAUGUUGACUGUUCCUGAUCAUCAAUUCAAGUCGUAGUUAGAAACUUUUGAAUUAAUUUGAUAGAAGGCACUCAAACUGAAAGCGCUUCCUUGGGAGGGAGCUGCACUAAAUCAUUAUAGUUUUCUGUGGAUAAAGCCUUACUGAGCCACUCUUUCCCAUCUUACUACUCAGCAUAGAGUAUUAAUGUCUGAUUGAAACCAUGGCAUUUGGAAAAGGAUUCUUCCUUUUCCAUUGUAUACUCUAACCUAUUGGGGGGGGGGGGACGAUCUCUCUCACACACACACACACACACACACAAUAUGGGUAUUCUAUGAUGAAGGGGAGGAUUUUGCUACUAUUUUUUUGAGCCCUAUGUCUGCGUUGGUUUCCCUAUGCACUUGGUGCUGCUGUGCAUUGAGUGUAAAAGGGAAGGCACUAAGUGUUUGAAACAUGUAGCUGUCUGGUUGGAUACUAGACACAUUCACAUAUAUGUGUAUGUCCUGUUCCAUUUGUUAAUGGAUGAUCAGGAAGAGACAAUGGAAGCCCCAAGAACUGGGAAGCAGAGACACGCUGGACAUGUGAACACCACAUGGGUGCAGCUGGGAAACGAAGGACAGGUGUGAACAGACUGCUCUUAGGGCUGUUGCUGUGAACGGAGGACAGAUGGGGGAGAGACUGUCAAAAUGGAUCUCAGAGAAUCAGGGCAUGGCAAAGUCAUUGCUUCCACCAAUGUGGAGUCUGUCUUUAAGGUAACAUUGGAAAGAUGGUUACGCCUCUGCAUCCAAGCCAAGUGGGAAGAGGCCAUUCCUCUGGCUCUAAAAAUGGCUACAGAACAAGGCCGGCUGAAGUUUACUUGUCCCUUGUUUAGGGACCUCUACAACUUUGAGAAGUCUCGUGAUCAAGCUGUCAGCUCGUUCAUGCAGCACAGAGUGUGCAUGCACCCAGUGGCUGCAAUGCUGGUGGCCAAAGAUUUGAAAGUGGAUCAAGGACAGACUGCUUAGUUUCUUUAAAAAGCUAUGGCAAACUACUAAAACAGCACUGUAAUUCUGCAAAUCGUGUUAACAUGCAUGCUUGAUUAUUUACCUGAGUUUGUGUUCUGCUACUGUGGCAAUAAUUUGGCUUAAAUAGAUCUUCAAGAAUGGUACCUUCUUUGAGUUUUGUCAAAUCUGCAGUGAAAGUGUUCUUAAAAUGAACAACAUGUGCUGGGUCAUCACCCAAGACUGCUAGAGCAUGAAAUAUAUGGCAGAAUGCAGGUAAAACAGAGCAGGAGACACGUACAAUUCUCACGCAAGGCGUUCAGUCACAAAUUUAUUUAACACAUUAUUUUUUUAGCGCUUGUGAUCAGCAAGAAAACAUGUCCUCUGGAAUGGUGACCAAAGUAUGAAGGGGCAAACAUAAAUUUAGCAUAUCUGGCAUGUAAAUACCUUGCAAUGCCGGCUACAACAGUGCUGCACGAACAUCUGUUCUCACUUUCAGGUGACAUUGUAAAUAAGAAGCGGGCACCAUUAUCUCCCAUAAAUGUA
Molecule: messenger RNA, 1600 nt
Organism: Chrysemys picta bellii (western painted turtle)
Lineage: Eukaryota; Metazoa; Chordata; Testudines; Emydidae
Source: RefSeq, a predicted model, not a curated record